Rhinocladiella mackenziei CBS 650.93 is the source of this 918-nucleotide messenger RNA. RefSeq lists its product as uncharacterized. The record is from RefSeq and is a predicted model, not a curated record. Gene Ontology annotation, biological process: phytol metabolic process. The coding region runs from base 1 to 918 and encodes 305 amino acids. The transcript has 2 exons. Lineage: Eukaryota; Fungi; Ascomycota; Eurotiomycetes; Chaetothyriales; Herpotrichiellaceae. Gene Ontology annotation, cellular component: peroxisome. Gene Ontology annotation, molecular function: trans-2-enoyl-CoA reductase (NADPH) activity.
AUGCCUGGCCCGAUGACUAUACAAGAAGAAUCCGAUCAUUUCUCUCCCUACCGAGCGGAUGGAAAGCUCUAUGGCUUUGUGUGCGUGGUCACUGGAGCAAAUAUGCCUGUUGGAGGCGCUAUUGUCACAGAGUUAGCAGCCCAUGGCGCAGCUUGCAUCUAUGCAUGUACUGCUUCCAAACAACCCUCUGGCGUCCAGACUUCGCUUUCUACACUCUACCCCAAUACCAAACUCAUCGACUACCCUUACUCGAUCUCCUCCGAACAAGACACCUUAACUCUGAUAGACGAGGCACUCAACGCUUGGGGACGACUGGACGUUUGGGUUUGCUCUUCAGGUCUUCUGGGUCCUCCCUCCAUUGACCUGACGACGCCAGCGGACCUGCAGAAAUGCUUCGAGGCCAACAGCCUGGCACCGUUCUUCGCCCUGAAAUACGCCCCUCAUGCCAUGCAAAAGACAACUCCCAAAGGCAAUUAUGCCAAUGCAGCGCCGAAGGACCAACGGUAUGGCAGCAUCAUCGUCGUGACUAGCACUGCGAGCACCUACGGUGGCUGCUGGGGGCCAUGCUACACAAUGAGUUCACAUGCCGCUUUGGGCGUGGUGCGCUCCGGCGUCGCCGUUCUCAAAGGUACAGGAGUGCGCAUCAAUGCCAUUAGCCCCGGCCAGAUCGAUGUGGGUGUGAGUUUGAACGGGUUUGAUGCGAAGGGGAUGUUCAACAAUACACAAUUGCCGCCCGCGGCGUUGCAGAAUACGGUCGCGCAGAAGAAUAAUAUCGGACUGGAGAGGGCAGGGAUGCCUGCAGAGGUAGGACGAGUUGCAGGCUUUUUGGCAUCGGGAUUCAGUAGCUAUAUCACGGGUGCGAAUAUGGUGGUGGACGGCGGUGCGAGUGUCAUGUGUCCUUUAAUGGUGCCCAUAUGA